AUGGAUGAACAUAUAUAUAUAUAUAUAAUUAUAAUUCCUUAUUAUGCAAUUUUCGUGAAUGGAAAAAUAUGCAAAGAUCCAAAGGUUGUCACUGCUGAUGACUUCUUCAAAUCAAGCUUAAACGUAGCUGGAAAUACUUCAAAUAAUAUUGGAUCUGCUGUAACUGUUGUGAACGUCUUUAAUUUACCUGAGCUGAACACUUUGGACAUUUCGUUAGUUCGUAUUGAUUAUGCACCAUAUGGCGUCAACCCGCCACACAUGCAUCCUAGAGGAGCUGAGAUUCUUGUUGUCCUUGAGGGCACGCUCUACGUUGGCUUUGUCCUUUCGAAUUCCGGCCCAAAUAUGAAGAACAAGCUCUUUACCAAGAUUCUACAUCCUAGAGAUGUGUUUGUUUUCCCUAUAGGUCUCAUUCAUUUUCAAUUUAAUGUGGAAAAGACUAAGGCGGUUGCAUUUGCUGGACUGAGUAGUCAAAAUCCAGGAGUCAUCACUAUUACAAAUGCAGUAUUUGGCUCAGACCCACCAAUCAAUGACGAUGUCCUUGCCAAAACAUUCCAAGUUGAUAAGAAAGUUGUGGAUUAUCUCCAGUCACAAUUCUGGUGGGACAACAACUAAAUUAGCCGUAUAAGCCAGACUAUAUAUGGUGCUAUAAUUAUUUAUAAUGUGUGUUUUAUUUUGUAAUCGUUAAUAAACUUCAAGAUUAAUUAU
Messenger RNA from Solanum dulcamara, 705 nucleotides. RefSeq names its product germin-like protein subfamily 1 member 20. The transcript has 2 exons. The record is from RefSeq and is a predicted model, not a curated record. NCBI's taxonomy places the organism in Eukaryota, Viridiplantae, Streptophyta, Magnoliopsida, Solanales, Solanaceae. Gene Ontology annotation, molecular function: manganese ion binding. Gene Ontology annotation, cellular component: cell wall. Bases 1 to 612 code for a protein of 203 amino acids.